UUCAUUUGAUUCGGGUGUAUUAUUAGUUUAAACAAUGAAGUUGUUGAUUAUUGCACUUACAGUAGUUAUAUUUGGAGAAGCGCACAGCUUAUCAUCUAUCACUUCUCCACGAGUUAACUUUCUUGAAGAAGCAAAGUCCAAAAAUUUCAACCAAAAUGAACUAGAAAUUCUGAAACCAAUAAUUGAAUUUCUUCAACUGGAAUACAAUAAACUUUCAGCCUCAGUUGACCUUAGUCGAAACAUUAAAUCAGCAAACAUAAUUGACAGUCAUUCAUUUUUACAAUUGAGUGAUCUUCUUCGAACAAUUCAACCAGAACUACCUUCCGAGGAUGAAUCUUCUUACUACUACAAUGUUAGUCUACCAAAUAUUAAUAAUUUAAAAGGUCUCUACUCAAAAGGUCUUUCUGCUGAUGAAGAAAAUGACAUUCAAGACAUUUUUCAAGAGAACAUUGAUGAUGCACGUGAAACAAUUCAGAUCCUUAUUGAAUUGUCCAAUGAAACUGAAGCCGGAUUGAUAACAAUCAAUAAAAUUAAAAUUAUCAAAUUUAUUUAUAGAAUGAUACAAAAAGUUUAUGGAUUAGGAAUUCAAGGAGGAAGAACUGCAUAUUGCACUUAUUCAAGCUAUCCUGCUAUUAAUUCAACUCUAAAAGAAGGAAGUCAAGAUAUUGGAUCUUGUUACAAUUACACCGAAACAUCAAUUGGAAGACUUCGAAGAGACGUUAAAACAGCAAUUACAGAUAUAAGAGCGAAUGUUAAAGAACUUGUUGGUAUUUACAAGAAAUUCGCCAAACGUCAUUCUUUGCUUGGGAAACUUUUAACAGUUUUUCUAAAUAUUCAAAAGAUCUCUAAGGAUAUCAAAGAAACAAAAUCAAUAGCUUUAGCUACUAUUGAAGAAGUGAAGAACGAUGGACCUAUUAUUGCAGCAAACAUUAAACAAUGCGCAACAACUUCGAUUCCGGAAUUCAUUAACAAUCUAAAUCAAACUAUAACUGAUCUUAUCACUUGCAUCAAUUUUGUUGAUGACUCAACUCAGGGUCCUGAACCAGAACCUGAAAGUGUAGAAGAAAGUUUUGAAAUUUAAGACACAUUUCUUUAAAAUACU
Molecule: messenger RNA, 1102 nt
Organism: Episyrphus balteatus (marmalade hoverfly)
Lineage: Eukaryota; Metazoa; Arthropoda; Insecta; Diptera; Syrphidae
Exons: 2
Coding region: 35-1081 (348 amino acids)
Source: RefSeq, a predicted model, not a curated record